This is a messenger RNA of Vespa crabro (European hornet), 1944 nucleotides long. RefSeq names its product solute carrier family 52, riboflavin transporter, member 3-A-like. The record is from RefSeq and is a predicted model, not a curated record. Gene Ontology annotation, biological process: riboflavin transport. NCBI's taxonomy places the organism in Eukaryota, Metazoa, Arthropoda, Insecta, Hymenoptera, Vespidae. Gene Ontology annotation, cellular component: plasma membrane. Gene Ontology annotation, molecular function: riboflavin transmembrane transporter activity. The transcript has a single exon. The coding region runs from base 466 to 1824 and encodes 452 amino acids.
AUUAUCAUAUUCAAAUUCUUGCUAUGACUCGUAUAUUUGUCAGAUAAAACUGGUUUUAUCUGACAAAUCUGAAUGAUUAAGUUGAUAAAACUAUGAAAAUGAACUCAUUUUAACAUUUUAUUUGUCUGCAUAAGGUCAAUCAGGUGAAAUUCAGUAAGUAAUUAUUCUAUCAUAUAUUUUGAACAUAUAUUUUGAAUAGUGACUUUUAUCUAUUCCACUUACAUAAAUAUUUUUUCAUAUAUAUUAAAUACGCAAAUUAAAAAAUUAUAAACAUCACGUAAUAUUUCAAAAAACGGAUACAUGUGCUUUUAUAUAUUAAAUUGUUUUGCAAUAUUAAUUAUAGAUUUUUAUUUAUUGAUAUAUGAUUUAUAAUUUAACUUGCGUAGGCAUAAUUAGCCGCAAACAGAGGCUAACUUGCAUCCAAAUUGGUCCAAGAUAUCUACAUAUUCCUAAAAAUUCAUCAAAAUGACAACGAUUAACAUCAAAGAAUAUUUAAAAAACAGAUCCAGCUUUAUGCAUUUACUCAUCGUUCUGUUUGGUAUAUCUGCUUGGAUAGGUGUUAAUGGAAUUUUUGUACAAUUACCAAUACUCAUUCAUUGUUCUCCUGAAGGUUCAGCUUUACCAACUUAUAUAGUAAUAGCAAUACAAAUGGCUAAUGUGGGACCAAUAAUAUAUACAUUUUUACAACAAAUGCAAAUUAAAAUAAAUGAAUUUUUAUCUAUAUUAGGAAUUCUUAUUAUAGGAAAUAUUUCUAUGGCACUUUUAAUAUUUUUUUAUAACAGAACUGUUGUUAUAUCAAAUUCAGAAUAUAGUUUAGCAUUAUUUGUUUUAACAUUUUUUACGGCACUUGUUGGGUGCUUUAGUUCUGUGCUAUUUAUGCCUUAUCUUCGCAAUUUUAAAAAAACAUAUAUGACGUCAUAUUUUAUUGGUGAAGGAUUAAGCGGUGUGCUACCAAGUUUAGUUUCCUUGAUGCAAGAUAUUGGAGAAAAUACAAAAUGUGUCACAAAUAGUAACAUUACAUCGAAAGAAAUCAUUUCUAAUUUUAGAUUUUCUCCAUUAUAUUAUUUUCUAUUUAUCUUUCUUGUUCUAUUCCUAUCUCUAAUUGCAUUCAUUAUAUUACAAUAUUUUUCAUUUCAAGAUAUCAAACAAAAUUAUCAACAGAAUAAAAAUAGUCAGGAUAAAAUACAAGUUACACAUUAUAAUAUUAAAGAUAAACCUAUUUUUGCUUCCAAUAAUUUAUGUUUAGAAAAUGAUCAAACAAUUAAACAUUCUUUAUCAAAUGACGAAAGCAAAAAUGCAAAAUGUCUUAAAGUAGAUUACAAAAUGUCUCUUUAUAAAAAAUUGUACUUACUUAUUUUAAUGAGCUUCCUUUGUUUCUUUGGUAAUGGAUUUUUGCCAAGCAUACAAUCAUAUUCUUCUUUACCAUAUGGAAAUAUAACAUAUCAAUUGUCUAUUACUUUAGCACAAUUUGCAAAUCCAAUUGCAUGUUUUAUAACAUUUUGGAUUAUACCAUCAAAUUUAAAUAUUAUUCACUCUUUAUCAACAAUAAUAUUAAUACUUUGUAGUUAUGUUACAUAUGUAGCACUGAUGUCUCCUUUUGUACCUCUCCAAGAAUCUAAAAUUGGUGUAAUAAUUAUAUUAAUAUCGUGGACUAUUCUUAUAGGAUUAAUUUCUUAUGUGAAACUUAUUAUUAUCUCAAUAUUUAGACAGGUACAAAAAGAAAAUAUUCUUUUUUAUGUUGGCAUUAUUAUGCAGGGAGGUUCUGCGAGUGGAGCAAUUAUUUCAUUUACUUUAAUCAAUUUCACAGAUCUUUUCCAUACAUAAAGAAAAAACAUAUAUAUAUAUAUAUACAAACUUUCCAUUUGUAUGAGUUCACAAAUUAUUUAUCAUUGUUAUAAUAGACGUUUCAAAGAAAUAAGGACAAUAAAAAAAUUAAAUUAAUGA